AUGAGUGAAACUAACAGAUAUGUUACGUACGAUGCCGACGCCAGAAAGAUGCGCGUCAACACUUCGAGAGAGAAACGCCUGUACAAUACAUUUAUGAUUGUCGCUGCGGGCUUUGCUUUAAUUUCAGAUGGCUACCAAAACAACGUUAUGUCUAUGCUUAAUAAAGUUUUUCCACUAGAGUACGGCAAACACGCAUACAACGGUGACGUUUCCACACGAGUCUCAAACGCUUCAUUGGUUGGAACAAUUUUAGGACAGGUUACCAUAGGUGUCGCUUGUGACUAUAUGGGUCGGAAAUGGGCGAUUCUGGUGGCAACUCUGAUGCUGGUGGGCGGUUCAGCACUUUGUGCAGCAUCGCACGGUAAAACGGUAAGCGGGAUGUUUUGGAUGUUAACUGUGAUGAGAGGAGUGACCGGGUUUGGGAUAGGUGCUGAAUAUCCCUGUUGCUCGGUGAGUGCGAACGAGGCAGCGAAUGAGCAUAGCGAGAAAAAACGUGGCGGGAUCAUGGUUAUGGUCACUAACCUUCCCCUAUCGUUGGGAGGCCCUUUUGCCAACAUUAUCUUUCUCAUCGUGUUUUCGAUUUGCGGAAAAAAUCACCUGAAUGCUCUCUGGAGAGUCAUGUUCGCACUUGGUUGCUUUUGGCCUCUGAGCGUGUUUUACUUCCGCUGGAAGACCAGCACUAACACACUUUUCCAGAAAGGCCAGUUCAAAUCACAAAUUCCCUAUUGGCUCACCAUUAAAUACACUUGGAAGAGACUUCUUGGAAGGUGUUUUGUAUGGUUCUGUUACGACUUUGUUGCCUUCAGCAACAGUUUGUUCAGCGGAACCAUUAUCAGCCUGGUUAUAAAGAACGGCAAUGACCUGAAAACAAUUGCUGAAUGGAAUUUGUUGCUUGGAAUCAUCGCGGUACCAGGCUGCUUUGUAGGUGCGUGGCUGUGCGACAGGAUUGGACGCAAGUACACGCUGAUGUUUGGCUUCAGCGGAUACUUGGUUUUCGGGCUUAUCAUUGGUUGCGCCUGGGACAAGAUCUCAAAAAUAACGGCCCUGUUCAUUAUAUUCUAUGGUUUGAUGAAUGGGCUAGCAAACGCGGGGCCCGGUGAUAUGCUUGGGUUGGUUUCCAGCGAGUCUUUCCCCACAGCCGUUCGCGGUACUUGCUACGGCUUGAGUGCUGCUAUAGGAAAAGUUGGCGCAGUCGUAGGAACAGAGUGCUUUACUCCCAUCAAGGAUCGCUUGGGAAUCCGCUGGGUAUUCAUUAUUGCAGCCCUUUGCGGAGUUGCCGGCAUCAUUGCGACAUGGCUACUGAUUCCUCACCUACUGGAGAGCGACCUUAUGGAGCAAGAUAUCAAUUUCCACAACUUUCUGGUAAAGCAUGGAUGGUCUGGUACUAUGGGAUUCGAUACCGAAGAUCGUCUCGAGAACAAAAACAGUGAUGCUGAUGAGACCGCUGAUUCUCUAAACAAAGAUUUAAAUCCCGAAAUUAUUACGCGCGAAAUAUCUGUAUGA
Molecule: messenger RNA, 1503 nt
Organism: Lachancea thermotolerans CBS 6340
Lineage: Eukaryota; Fungi; Ascomycota; Saccharomycetes; Saccharomycetales; Saccharomycetaceae
Gene: GIT1
Product: Git1p
Exons: 1
Coding region: 1-1503 (500 amino acids)
Biological process (GO): carboxylic acid transport; transmembrane transport
Cellular component (GO): plasma membrane
Molecular function (GO): carboxylic acid transmembrane transporter activity
Source: RefSeq, a predicted model, not a curated record